CUUCUUCAUUUAUCAUUCAAGUGUGACUGUCGAUCAUGACGGAUGCCCACGCUGCAAUACGCCUAUCCUCGCCUGCAGUGGCUCUCCCUUCCAAAAUGCCAUCAACUCGAGCCAUUCAAGAGGCCAGGAGCUCUACCCCAACCGGAAAUAACAACACCAGCUGCAACGCCCUACCAAUGCCUGCACAUCGGCGGUCUUCCACUCGAUCAAUGCUACUCGCUGCGUCAACGUCAGGGCCUCCGUCUCGUUCGGGUGGUCGAGCCACUCCCCCCAUCAGGAUGGAAAUGACCGUCACGGAGCAGAUUGCCAGACAGGCACGCAAGUCCACGGUACUCGACCCAAAGAACGCGUUGCUGAUCAUGGCCAUCCCGGACUAUGACGACUAUAAAAUCAUGCAACCCUAUAGCUGCAGAUCGCUUUCCAACAUAAGCAAGUUCAUUGGCGGCCGUGACUUCAUCACACGCCACAAUCCACAAGAAGUCAACGACUUUAAGAUGAAAUACUCCCGCGACGUCGGCAACUUGAACCGACAUCGAUCGAUCCUGGCACCCCCACGAUCGAAUCUGUCAUCAACUGGUUUGUUUUCGUCUUCUAGCGAGUCUAUCGGCUGUUUAGCUUCUCCAAGCAACAACAACGACAAGUGGCUAAAAGAUGGUUCAUUAUGGCGGAAGACGUUUACGUCCACCAAGCAAGUCUGCUGGGUAUUGACCGAUUACGGCAUCCAAACACUUAUCGGGCCUGAAUACAGACUAACUACACGGACGCCAGUGCUCCCCGCACUACCGUCACCAAGGCCCUUAAUGCCACUGUCACUCCCGUUAUCUUGUCGAUCAGCGAGACCAGAGACUCCUUCGUCCCUUGCAGCGUUCUCAGCACGCGAGUCUGCUCGAAAAGGGUUCGGAGUGGACUUGGCAGACGAGAAAACGCUAGCCGCUUUGUCUCGAUUCGCAGUGAGCACGCCAAAGUCACGCAAACCGCCCUGCUCGCCAUCAACGCGGUUGACCGACCUAACUACUCUAAAGAGCGAUGAGAGCAGUGCUUCAACACUCUCAAGCUCUGAGUCACGCACGGAUGGAGCGGAGUUGCUCUCACUCGCGCCGUAUGCUGGUGUUUCAUGGGAAAGAAGCGAUGAAUACGAUCAGAACGAAUCUGCGUCGCCUCAAGAGACCACCUCUCAAAAGAAGACCGUCGGAUUCUUGUUCGCUAGUGCUGCACCUUCUUCGGAGCAACGGCUUCCAGUCGUAGCAUCAAUGACUCAGAAUUUUGCAGUGGAGGUGUCGCCUCCGCUACUUCACUUGGGUACACUGCAAACCGGCCAAGUGUAUCUGUUUCCCGUGCGAGUUCGGAAUGUAGGUUUUCGUCAGGAACGUUUUCGUGUCAACCGGGUAGUUGCCACUUGUUCAGGGUUUAGUGCCAGUAUUGCGGAAGCCAAUUAUCAACGGGAAGCUGCACGUUUAGCUCCUGGAUUGGCGGCAAUUGUCACUGUAGCUCUCAGUUUCCAUCAUCCCGGUCGAGCGACAGGCUCUCUACGAGUGGAAGCUGAAGGCCUUGGAGCUUGUGACAUUGAGAUUAAAUGCAUCGUGCGAUAG
Phytophthora infestans T30-4 is the source of this 1589-nucleotide messenger RNA. RefSeq lists its product as uncharacterized. The record is from RefSeq and is a predicted model, not a curated record. Lineage: Eukaryota; Oomycota; Peronosporomycetes; Peronosporales; Peronosporaceae. The coding region runs from base 96 to 1589 and encodes 497 amino acids. The transcript has a single exon.